Molecule: messenger RNA, 12851 nt
Organism: Schistosoma haematobium
Lineage: Eukaryota; Metazoa; Platyhelminthes; Trematoda; Strigeidida; Schistosomatidae
Gene: ZDHHC12B
Product: Palmitoyltransferase ZDHHC12-B, variant 2
Exons: 16
Coding region: 136-1062 (308 amino acids)
Biological process (GO): protein targeting to membrane; peptidyl-L-cysteine S-palmitoylation
Cellular component (GO): endoplasmic reticulum; Golgi apparatus; endomembrane system
Molecular function (GO): protein-cysteine S-palmitoyltransferase activity
Source: RefSeq, a predicted model, not a curated record
CUACCAUUAUUUUAUCAACAGCUACUUUAAAAAUUUACUACACUUGAAUGCAGACAGACAAUAAUGUAGUUGGCUUACUCUGUCUUCUGGUGCUGGAGCUCAGCCCGCCAUUUACAAGUUGAUAAGACACUAAGGAUGAUCUCAGAGGUUUUGUUUGAUAAUAGUUUUGCAGAUCGUUUGCUCUCUGUAGAUGAGUUCCAUUGUGGAGUAAUGAUAGGCGGACGGUUCGGUUCCCAGGAGUGCUUGUUCUUACCCAUUGACAUUCCAAAAGAUGACACUUCAGACGAUCCACCCUGUCGAUCUGUUUCGCCUCGUAUGAUUGAGGAUUUAAGCGAAAAAUGGAUUGCGUCACAUUGUAGAAAUCUUGCGCGGAUGAUUCCAGGGGGUGUUCAUAUAAGUGGGAUUUGUCUGACUGUCCCUUAUGGCGAAUUCAACGGUCAUACUAAUCACAUUCAGAAAAUCCUCUCUCAUAUAUCGCGGGAUGACACACCCAUGAACAGGUUUAUUUGUUCAAAAAGUACAGAAAAAUUAGUGUUGGUGGCUGACCCCAAAACAAAAAAAUUUCAAUGCAAAGCUUCUGCUGCAGAUGGAUCUAAUAGUCAAUUUCGAAUAGUGGAAGUAAAGAUUCGCCCAUUCAUUGAUCGAUGGGUAUCAUUCAAAACACAUAUACUACUGUCUUUGGAGACUCACUUACCAUCUGAUCGGAAAAAAGAGAAAAUCUUGUAUCAGCUUCAGGCUGCUGUCGAACCUUACCUUCAAUCCUUGGUUACGGAAACACAGUUGCUGAUCAAUGGAGAAUUACAUCAAGCUGAUGAAAAAUUACUAAAAGAUAUAGAUUUUUCUGUACCCCUUGAUGCUGACAUCCAAACCAAAAAGAACAAAAAAUCGUCCAAGUCAAAGCGUUAUGAUUUGCCUCUUAAUGUAGAUCACUCCUUAGUUACUUCGGCGGGGAGUAAGAAAUAUGCAAUUGCCAAGGGGUCCGUUAGUCCAGCCUUUACCCCACUUGAUAUAGUAAUUUUCGGACCACAGGUUAGUGACUUUCAUACCGCUUCAUAUAUCUGACAAUAGCCUGUGUUUAGAAGCUUUUUCACCACAUACUAGAGUAUUGUGAAUCAGCUUUUAGUAAGAAAUGAGUUACCAUGCAGCUAAAACAACAUAAAUGCAAUGAAUCUUCAACUGAGACAUUUUGAUUCAUUGAUUAAGGCUAAACACUAAGCCCCUAUUUUAAUGGACUUUCACAUGGGGCGUGUUAUAGAAACCAAGUUGUAAAUUGGUUGGAUUAUUACUUAUCAGCCGGUCUUGGCAUAGAAGCAUGGUUAUUCGGGCUAGGUUUCAUAUGUAUUCUUUGCUCGGAAGGGAGGAUCCAUUGUGGGAGCUUUCGUUAGUGAGAGAAAUGCUUGAAUUGAAGAGCGUUUACAAUGAAUUGUCUAAAAUGGAUACUUUGAGUGAUAUUAAUUAAUGAAGCUGUGACCUAGUGAUUAAUACAUUCAACUUUCAAGCACUGCGUGACAGGUUCAACCCCCUCCAUCUAUUUCGGUUUGGGCAACCAGACAGUUUCACUAGUUCUCACAUGUGAAGCACAUGCAUUUGCACUUGGUGAAUGACUUGCCUCAGGUGUUGGUCAAAGCUUUUUACCAUGCCUGUUUGUUCAAUAUACCAAGAAUAUUACCCCAUACUAACGACUGCAUGACCUUAAAGCGUCUUAUGACUCAAUAAUUAUAUGAUAGUACCUGGAUUUAAAGGAAUUACUGUACAAAGAUAUUAAGCCAGUAAAGUUUUGUUAUACCGAUAUCAUGGCAGCGAAAACGAGCACUAUUCUCCAAGUAUGUCUACUGUUCCCGACCGUUGUUGCUACAUUGACGUGGUGAUCGGGUUUGCCUAUCGUGAUGAACCAGUCGAGCUAUACUGGCUGGAACAGUCGUUCCUCAAGGUCCCACCAUGCCAGACAGGUCGGUUGAAGAGCGGUAAGACUAAUAGCAGCAAACCCAAGGUCUGAGGGCAAAGUCGUACUGCUGACUGUACAGAGGUGUGACGACAGUAAGGUGUUCCCUUCAGACAACCAGCAUAACAGCGAUGCUGCCUUCCCACAAGGAGGGGUGGGGUUAGAAAAGGCCGACCAUAAAAAUGCACACCUCACCUUAUUCCACGGAUUUCCGUCUCCGGAGGUAAGGUCUCAACAAGUACGGAGCUAACACGAAAAUUACCCACAAAAAGGUCGUGUGUGACUGACCUCAAGCAGUUUUCCCUUGGGCACUGCGGUCACUCUCAGCUCACUAAGACCACCUCUAAUCCAAUUUCCGUUUCAGGUACCUCCAGAAGAACCCUUCCACGUUGUGGAAGUGAAAACCACCCUCAUACCUCUAACAGCACUCAAGACCACUGAUGUCUACUGUUAUUUCUGUAUAAUUCUGUUACAUAUUGUCUUUCUGAAAUAUUAGGACAAAACAUUAGGGCCCUCACAGUGGUAAGAUUAAAUUUUAGCACACAACAAAUAUGAAGUGUAAUUAUCGCGCUAUUGGAUUUAAAUAAGUUUUUCUAGUCCGGUUUUGUGGCUGAUGUGGUUGACUAAGCUAUGUACCUAAAUACGCUCGUAAAUCUAGCAUAGGAAAUAAGCUAGAGACAUGGUUCCAGAAUGGAUGCCAAAGAUUAAAGUUAGUUUUACUCUGUAAUAUCAAGCUUAUCAUUUCUGGGAAACGACUUAGUAGUUUAGCUUGUUCUUUUAUCAUGAAUGAUUCAUUAUUUAUAAUUAUUUGUUUGACGUGCUGUGUUUCUUGAUUGGUUAGAUUAAUAGCAAAGUAUCAAGCUGAAGGUAAAUGAAACAUGGUAGUAUAUUAGCAGAUUGCUCAUAUUUUGGGCACUAGCGCAUUUUCCUGAUUUCUAGGAUUUUAAUCAUCAAGCUUAUGUAUUGAACAACAUGAAUUUAAGCAAGUAACAACAGAUGUAUACAACACACUAAGAACCACAAUAUAUCUAACUACCUAAUCACGCAAGCCAAUGUAAUGAACCGUAUAAUCUACUUCAUAGUUGUCCAUUCAGUAAUUUCCAUAUAUACAAACGUUGCUGCAAACUCUCACCACCCAUACUUCCUCCCUUUAUUACUCAUGUAUGAAGUUUAGGGGUGUUAUAAAUAUCCAUAUUCAACGUAAAUUCAGGCAUCUGAAAUCUAUUUCAAUUGUUUCUCGAUGUCGUUCAAAUGUCCUAACUUUUCAAUGUAAAAGUCGUUAUUUUCGUUUCCAAUUCUGUUUUGUUUGACCUGUUGGGGAUUUACACGACUUUAUAAUUGUGGUUGAGUAAUAAAGUAAUUUAAAUUACGGCAGUAGAUUGAUAUUUAAUAAAUCCGUUCCACUUUUCAGUUUUCAACAGGUAAGAAGUACCGUUUACUUUCACAUAUUAGAUGUGAUUACGCUGAAUUAUCACCGACUGUAAAAGUAAUUUCCAUAAAUCUUUCAUAUUUAUUAGUUUUUUAUAACUCCAAAAUACUGUCUUUGAUUCUUGAUAUGGUUGGAAUUCAGUCGCCUAUUCAACAAUGAUCCCCAGCAUUGGUUGACAAUAGUUUAGCAUUUGUUGUUUAUUGUCAAGUGUAGACUUGACUUCACAUUCAGUGGGCCUUGAGACUAAGCUAUUGUGCCUAAUAGCCUAAAGUUUUUAAGGCGAUCUGAAUGUGAUAUUAUUUAGUUAUCAGCCAUAUGCACGUGUAUGUAUGAAUGCCCCCAAAUGCCCUGGUACGUCCGAGGGUGGGGAGAGUCAGUUCUCCGUCUCGAAAUGUCCUCAUAUGGCCACGCGUAUACAGCCACUGUCAGGGAAGUCCUACUCACUGCCUUACCGUGACGGGGGGUGUUGUUCACGAAAUUGAAAACGAAGAGCGAAUGUCCGGCGCUUUAACCUGGUUGGUGGAUAUGGAGGAUCCACCUAGCAGAGUUGGAAAACCCUGAUUCCAAACCAAUGCUGCACAUGGGCUCCAGGGUCCUAAGGGAACAAAAGGCGUAUGAACCUUUUUUCGAUCACUAGCUACCAUGGGACUAUAUCUCCUAACGUUUCUCCAGUAUCCUGUAAGUUAGACCUAGGUGAAAGCCCCAGAGCGUGGUCUUCUUAAAAUCCCUCUGCUUCGGCUUGGACACGCGGGCAGUAUUCCAGCCCUCAUACAAAUCAAAUUAUUUGUGUGGCGCAUGUAUAUUUGGUGCCUCCUUUUACCAAUGUUUAUGUGUCUAAAUAAAUAAAUAAAUAUGUAUUGGUCCUAGCUGUAGUAAAAUAUUAACAUAGCGAGAUGAAAUUAUCAAGACGAAUCACAGAGCAUUAGAAAUAAUAGCAGUAUCGGUAGUAUAAAAAUUUUAGGCAUAAACGAUAUAACUUGUGAGAAAUGAAUUCAUGAAAUAAAUUCUAUAAUAACUUUAAAACUCAGGCAGAAUGAAUGUAUCUGUGCCAUUUCAGCUGGUUCUAAACCGUUUCACGCAAAUUCUCUAUUACAGGUAGAAGGGAUUCUAAUUACGCUCACAUACUCUUAUGACUGAUACGCCAGUGUAUCGGUUUUCUCAAAUCGGUUCAAAAAAUUUCAAUAAAAUUCAAUUUCCGCACUAUCUUAAUAGAUGAGUUAUAGGAAAUUACUGACUAGUAUUGAAUCGGGUUUCUUUUUAUUGGUACAUUAACCUUUGGAUUCUUCACUCCGAUUCCACUUUGCAGUUUCCUCAAUGGCAGCGUGCAAGUUCGUCAUCGUCACUUGAAUCUGGUGCUAGUUCGGAUACAAAUAUGAAUAAUGGAAAUGAUACUAAUGAUUCUUCAGGUAGUUUCGUUCCCAUUAAUCGCUUGUUAAUCAAUGGCCGAAUUCCUGGAAUUGCGUUUUUACCAGCUAAUUCAAGUGUUGGAGACUUACUCGAGGCAUUACGGAAUGAUCUUGUACGGAGUAUACUAGCACGACUACAACUUUUAACAGAAGAGUUACACAUUACCAGUGCUGAACUGGAAGUUCCUCGUAUGUUGCUACCUCAACGGGUAUUAGUUCGACUUCCUGCUUGUCCUACACUACCAUUGUCCGAUUAUAAAUUUUUGUCAGAAACCGCUGAAGAUGUUGUAAAUCGUUUGGUUUACUUCUGUUUACCUCUUGGAACUACUCCCACUAUUCCCACAGGGGAGGGGAUUACCUCCGAUACCACUGGUCUAAGAAAUUCUGUUUCUGAAAUUGAGGUGUUGUCCUCACAUGAUCGUAUAGAUGCGUCGUGCCUGGAUACUACUUUGGAAAAAAGUCCUGAACUUAGUGCUGAUGAUGAAUUUUCUGAGUCUGAAUUGAUAGAUGAAGUGGUUGAAUCUGUUCCUGUUUCUAGUCCAUUCACACUGUAUAAUCCUAUCAUACUGGUUAUCAGCAUAAUUGUUUUGAUUAUAGCUAUUCUAUUAGCGUAUUACUUCGUUACACAAUCAUACCAAUCAAAAGAUUUCAUACCUCCACCAUUGCCGAAGGAAAUGUGAUCGUCAACCAAACCACAUUAUUACUAAUAUUAUUAUUUUAUUCUACAAAUAUAAACAAAAUUAUCAUCCAUUUUCCAAUAAUUUACUCUAUAUCUAAUAUCAUGUGUAACUUCGUUUAUUUUGAUAUGUCCAACAAUCCAACCCAUCAUUUCUGUAUUUAUUUCUAAUUAUUAUUCAGUUAUUUGUGUAUUUGAUAAAGAGUUGAACAGACGAAAUUCCCCAAAAUUAUUUUUCUCUUUCGCUUUUCAUAUGUCACAUACACACGAAUAGGUCAAAAUGCUCACAAGUUUAUUUUGUUCAAUAUGUGCUGUGAGCUGAACUGGUUUCCUGAUUGUUAUUAAUUUUUAUUUUGUAAAUUUCUUUACCCCUCUCCUCUUUUUAAAAGUAGAAGUUGCGCAUAAUGACAAAAAUGCAGUGUGUUGUAAAAGGUAAAUUUAUUGUCCAGUCAGUGUGUAAAAAACUACACUGGUGAUUUUUUCUCAAAUAAUAUAUACAAACGAGUAUACUUCAUAUUUUCUUAGCAUGACUGUGUGUAUGUGUGCGUGUACCUGUGUACGUUCGUAGAUAAAAAAUCGCGUCACUCUUCUGUUUUUAUUGGGAUUGGCUUAGCACAGCUACAUGGAUUACUAUUUGGUAUACCUUGAUUCAUAUUUUCCACUUUACUAGGCAAAUUUCUUAACUGAAAGUCCUCUAUAGAUACAUACACACAAACUUACACAUCCUUAACUAAAUAUUGUGUCAUUUUCUUGUACAAAAUAAAAUUCUUUGUGUUUGCUUGGUUAACAAACAAAACCUUUGGACAAAAAAGAGUGUACGAUUUUUCUGUUUAAUUGUUAAUAUCAUUGUUAUUAUCAGUUUUAAAGUUGUUUAUUUACAUUAUUUUCGAGUGAUAAACUGAUCCUAUUUAAUCUACUGGCUUUUUAUUUUCAAUAUGAAUUAUAUUUGAAUUGUUUGUUUAUAAAUAUGUGCGUGUGUACGCACCAUAGACUAUUGAGUAGUUGUUACAUGUUAUUUUUUUGAAGAUAGAUACUCGUUUCACUGUUUAGUGUUUUGCGCAAGAUAAUAGAUGAAGGAGAUAGAUCCAAAGGAAAACAAUGAAAUAAAAAUAUUUCAUUUGUAGUUUCUCUUUUUAAAUUUCUCUGUUGCAUUGUGUUUGUCUGUUCAAGAUUAAUAUUCUUUCUUUUGGAAUGAUUGCCAGAUGAUAAUGUUUGUAUUGGAUUUGAUGUGGAUUUUGUUGAUGAUUUAUUUUCAAGUUUUUCUGGACUUUUUUCUUAUAUAACGUAAGUGAUUAUUUAUCGUUGGUUGUCUUCCCAGUUUAUUGGAUAUCUACCUAAACUAUCAUUCAUCACACAGCCUAUAUAUUAGCCAUUUUUGUGGUGUAUACUAUGUAGUCAGCCAUUUGACCUGUUAUAACAUCUAUAUUUUUGACUUAAUCAACACAGUAGUUACAACUAAUGGAUAUUCUACUGUGAUGUACAAUAUUCAUCACAUGAUGUGAUUUCUAAUCUGGUUGUGCUACAGUAACAAGUAUGAACACUCAUCUGUCACUAUGUCUUCAUGUCAACAUGAAAGGAAUGCUAUUUUUGGAUUUGAUAACAAGAGAAAAAGUUUGAAGUUAUUUCUCUAUUAAAAGAAAAGGAGAUUUAUUACAACAUACAUGUAAAUAAAGUGUUAGAUUUUUCUCAUCUCAUUAUCUAUGACAUAAGAAAUUCUCGUAGUUUUGAAAUGGGAUAUAAAGUGAAUUUUGUAGUUUUGCAAAAUCUCAUAUUAGACAUUAAUUAAAAACGUUAAAUUUGAAGUAAAUUGUUGGACAGUUUUAAUUGAAUUUACAAAGUCGUUGUUUACAUUAUUUCGAUCAGUUGGUUGUUAGUAAGUUGGGAUGCCGUUGUAAGGUUUGAUUUACCGUGGGAAGUAUGUAUAAUUGAAUCUGGCCGCAUACCACAUAUACCCGUUGAAUAAACAUUACGGUGACAUCUCGGGCUAAAUAAGUUAACUUGUAAGUAUUGGUUAGCUGGAUCAUCUUACAAGUCUGAUCAAUCUUAUAUUCAAAGGGUUACAAAUGUGCAAUUUGUUCAUUCCCUAGCUUUAUCGUUUUAUUAAUAUUAAAUAAAUAGGUAACAGAGGUUGUGUCAGAAAUUCCUAUUUUUCAAUUCAAAUGUUCUGAGUUCAUUGGUGAUAUUGGCUCCCUAAUUAAUCAAGACCUCUGAAUGUCAAAAAAACUUGAAAUUGAGUAUCCAUCAAUUGUGAUACAUAAGUAUUUUUUCAUUCCAGAAAAUAAUUAGAUCAACCUGUCUAUUUUAGUUUAAGCUUAUCAGAUUGCUCAACUCUCGCAGGAUUGGAUUUAUAUUAUUUUCAUUUUUCAUUUAAAAGUUAAUGACCUGGAGGCAGGAUAUGGUUACUACAAAUUCAGUUUAAACUUGCUCAUGAUUAGCGUUGUAGUAUUGAUUUGAGGCGGCUACAAUCAUUUUGAUCUCUUAGUUAUUUUGCUCCAAAGAAUAAGAGUCACCCGGUUUGUCUGUUUGGUAGUGGGUUGUCUUCACUAGCAAAUUUUUAACGCUUAGAAGCCUACUUACUAGGUCGUGAUAUCUUGCCAUAGAACUUCCGCAAAAGUGUAGGUAUUUCCAAUUAAGUGUAUAAAUAGUUUGAUUAUCAGUUUAAUUGGUAAUUUAUUAAUUAGAGACUUGGCUACUGAUUCUACAAUUUUAACGCAUUUUUUUUACGGAUUUAGUUGUUUUCAAUGAAUUACAGAAUUCGCAUUAUUUCCAGGUUAUUGCAUAAAGUGUCAAAUUGUUGUGCUUUAAAUUUUUAGCUAUAUACUAUCGAUAGAUAUCGGUCACCACUAAGGACUAGACAAAAUAACACUGGCCACUAUUCGGGGACUGAUUAGCGUUAACGUUUCAUUUCUGUAAGCAUUUAGUUGUAGAUUGUAGAGCUCAAAGUCGAAUAGCAGCAUUAAGUGGUGGGCAUUCGAGUCUCCGAAGUAGGUAUCCACUUUCUCAAGGUUACAAAUACGUUUUGUUGACGUGUCGACAUCUAGUGCUUGCAACAAGAAUAAUUCACUACCUGCUGUAGAUAUUGGAAAAACCCUACCACUGGUGAACCCAAAAAAGAGAACUACGGUUACUUUAGUAGUUAAAUUUAUUAGUUAUGAAGUUAUUUUGUUUAAACAAUGGAAGAUAAAGCAUUUAUAAAGUUAUCCAACGAAUUAAGCUGAUUUUUUUAUUACAGGAGUUAAUAUGGAAGUUCACUUUACGAUAGUGUCGAAGUUUUCUGUUGUAGAAUGUUUCGGUAAUUGAAGUGGAAGUACUUGGACGGCAAAGUUGGUCAGAUAUUUCAAUUAAGUAGUGACAUGAUGAUGUUUUUCAUAAGUAGACGAUAAUGUGCUAUCAAUUAUAUCAAUAUGCAAGAAUUCAUCGACGUUAUUUCAUUCCUUUUCUUCAUAUUACCAUUUGUCUAGGUGUAUUAUUGCCUUUAUUAUUAUGUGAAUCCGAACUACAUCGAGUUGUUUUCAUUGAACAGGAUUUCAUUCAUUUCAUAUGUUUUUUUACCUUUCUCGGUAUUUCGCUUAUUACUUAUGGUUUGACAAGUUGCAUUGAUCCAGGCUAUCUGACUGCUGAAAAGGUAACAAUAAGAGAAGAUAAUUUGGAAAUUGUGGCUAUUUUUCACUUUUUUUCCAAUUUCUACUAGAUGUUAUAGAUUUAUAGUUUGUUCCAGAUUAUCUAUAAUUGGGAGAAUUAUGGCUACAUACUUAUUCCUGUAAUUAUUACAUUGAAUAACUUCUUUAUUAGACCUGAUUAUUUAUGAUAUAUUUCGUACUGAUUCAACUAUACUUAUUGCAUAGUUAAAGUCCGUUGAUGUUGAUAAACUACAAAUUGAUAAAUCACCACAAACCACUCAUAUAUAUAAUACACUUAAUACUAAAUACCCGGUUAAUGUGGUGCUAAAUGACAGAUAUAUUCUGUGCUUCAGUGAAGUUUGAUGUGGUCUUUCAAGAUUUUGAUGUUUGCUUAAAAUUGAAAGUCUAUAUUUUACUGUACUGCGCAUAAAUUAGAGUGCACUUUAAGAAUGCUCAGUUCAACAAAAUCGAAUUUAUUCCUUUUUUAUUACCUCCAUGUCAUUGUUUGUAUUCUGAAAUCGUUAGAAAUUAGUCCGAUUUUCUAAAUGUUUUUUUGGAGUUCUGUAUCAUUUCUGUAUGCAUGUUUUGUGUACACAUGGAAGUAUAAUCAUGUGCUGUUUAUCUUUUGUUUCGAUUAUUUUUAUGUCGAUUCGUUUUGUCUCUUCAAAGGCUAGAUGGUUUCGACAUCGACGUGGUCAUAUCUCGUUAGCUAGUGAUUCUGGUGAUGAACGACCUAUGUAUGUUAAUGAAUAUGAUACCGAUAUAAAUUAUAAGAAAUUGACAUUAGACCAGAAUCAUUCACAGUUAGAAUCAUGCUUUCAACGUCAACGUGAUCGCUCUGAAACUCAAUGUACAAUCGAAGAAAAUAACACUGUUCAAACAAAACCAAAUAAAUUCUCUAUGAAUUUGAAAAAGGAUUGGCCAAAUAAUUUAUGCUCUAAAAUGAAUGCAGAUUGUGAAGUUCUGGUUAAUUUAUCUAUUCCUGUAAGAUUCUGUAAUCAUUGUCUUCUAGAGCAACCAUUGCGUUGUCGUCAUUGUCCAGAUUGUAAUCGCUGUGUAUUGAAGUUUGAUCAUCAUUGUCCAUGGGUUGGGAAUUGUAUUGGGGAACGAAAUCAUUCUGCGUUUGUUGUAUUUUUAUUCUGUCAAACUAUUUCAAUUUGGUGGUGUUUAUAUUAUUGUUGGUAAGUUAUUUAGAAUUAAUAUUGUUAUUACAUGUAUUGGUUGUUUGAAUUUUCUCAUUGAUGUUUUGAACCGAGAUCGAUCAGUCUCUUUCUUGGCAUAUGUACUUCGUGUGCGAAUCGCCUUGAGAUCACCAUUAAAUCCCAAGCAUUAUAAACAGAGAUGGAUAGUGCCUAGCAGUGGAAUCCAGGACUCACGUUUCGUCUUAUUUUGGGCUCGUCAGCUGGAUUUACCUGCAUCCCAGAGUUGGUAUCCGUUCCGGGGCCCAGCAACUAAGUGGAUAACACAGUGGGGUUUAGAACGAACGGCACUGAGUUCAAUUCCUGAAGUAGACAUGAACUCGGAUGCAGGUAAAUCCAGAUGACGAGUCUCAAAUAAGACGAAACUUGUGUCUUGGAUUCCACUGCCAGCCACCAUCCACCUGUGCUUAUUAUUAUUGUCAUUGUAUAUUCUCUGAUGAUCUUGACCUUGAUGAUUACUCUGAAGAAGUCUGGACAAGUUUGAUGGAUGGAGCUUUGGAAUUAUUUAAAUUUCAGUUACUGAAAUUAUUUGAAAUAUAAUUUUCAGAAGUAAUGUCUUUUCUAUACUCUGUGCCUAAUUUCUGUUAAUCUGUCCGUUCAACUAUUGACAAGUAUUUGUAUAAAUUACUUUGCGAUCGAAUUAAAUUAUGAAAGAUAAUACUCAACUUAUAAAAUCACAGGAUUUUCAAUCUACGAUGUUUGAAUUGAAAUGUUUAUCCUAAAUCUCUAUUAAUCAAUUAUUCCGAUAAAUCUGUUCGUCAUAGAGAAUGUCACAUCUAGAAAAUUUGUUAGAAAUCGUGUGCAUAAAGUCACUAUGAAUUUAGUUACUGCGUUAGCAACAUUGAUGAUGUGUUAUCCGUUAUCACACUGGAGGAAAGAGGAUUAAAUGUAAAUGAAUCCCCUAAACACCGAGAACAGUGUUUUUAUCAAUCGUCAAAACAGCGGUAGAUCAGAAAGUUUGGAAAAAUUACUGAAACAUUCACAAACCGCAAAGUUCAACAGACUGGAGAGGAAUCUAACACAUUGAUCGUUAAUUUAUCAGAUAGAAAUCUAUGUACUCACGAAAUGUCUUUGCUUAAAAAGUUUUAUUUUCAUUAUAAAUAGACCACAAUUAUCACCGCUCAAUGUUAUACCUUCAUUUAAACUGAUAUUACAUUGCAUUUCUAAUGAAACAGCGAAUGACUUGAGGAAUUAAAUUACGGCCACUGAUUUACAUCAAAACCACACAUUUCUAAUCUAACCAAAGAUGAAUUAUAUGCAAUAAAACAGUUAAGAAGUGAUAAGACAGGAACACGACUGUCAUUAUGAACAGAUCAGUCUAUGAGAACAGGACCAGAGAACAUCUAGAUGUCUUGUGUCAAUUAAUUAAAGAAACGAAAUGAUGAACUAUUCUUAAUAAACCUAACGCUGAAGCAAGCAAAAUUGAACAGUCGAUUAAAAUAAAACUAGGACCGUCAUUGUGGUUCACAUUAUACCCAGAAGUUAUAACCAUUGUAGAUUUUGUGGACUAUGAAAGAUCACAAGAAUAGUACUCUGCCAAGACCAGUAGCUUAUUUAACAAAUUCACCUACAUACAAACCAGCGAAAUACUGAGCUAUGAUAUUUAAAUCAUAUGAAAAUUUGAAUAAUCGUGGAGUUAAAUAUUACUGAAUUCGAGAAUAAUAUUGAUACCAUCCACAUGGUGAAGGAUGAAUUGAUGGUAUUCAUUGGUUGAAGCAUCAAAAUGGAAUAUUUGGUUCAAGAACAACACUUUAGUCAAUAAAACAACAUGGGAAACAGUAGCGCAUGAUCGUAUUACUUAUUUACAAAGUUUAAAAUCUGAUGAAAAUCCUUUCAACCAAGGUUUCUUAUGGAAUUGUUAUGCUUUUUGUUGUUCUCGUCAUCCAUACGGUUGGGAUCGUAUUUAUGCUAAUUCUGCUGGACGAUGUACAGCAACUAAUACCAAUACGAAUACUGCCAGUUCAAUCAAUUUAAAUGAAUCAAAUAAUAAUAAUAAUAAUAAUAAUGUGCUUGUAAAUGUCCCGACUAAUACAGUCAUGACUGUGUGAAUCGAAUUACUGAAAUUUUUUUUUAUAUUCAUGUACUUGUAUACUGGCGUUCGCAUAAUUAACUGCUGUGUUUAUUUUUUUAAAGAAAAUCUUCUGAACACAUAUAUCUAUGUAUUAUUUAAGAAUCUCAACUAUACUAUUUUUUCUUUUACUUGUUAUACGCUGUUUUCUCAUCCAAUAAAUAUAUCACUUAUACUUUUUAUAUAAUUAGUGACUGUUGCCUACAGUACUAAUUUUCUCCUCUCACCGGUGUGUUUAUAUAAUUCUACAUUAUUCACUUUGACCUAUAAAUUUGCUUUUUGUUUUGUUAUAAAAUUUUUCUUGUUCUAUUUUUCUUCGUUUUUUUUCUUUUAUUCUGUUUAUCGGGAAAUUUUUCUGUUUUGAUUUAAAAUGCUUUUUAAAUAAAGCAUUAACAUUGAGUUGAUAUCAGUCAGUGUUGUGUUCCUAUGUUUGUUUCUAUGUAUAGCUGUUUCUCUUGUUAACUGUUUAAUGUUUGCACACAAGAAAUAAUAUAUAUCUUUUGAAAAAAAU